Molecule: messenger RNA, 17151 nt
Organism: Porites lobata
Lineage: Eukaryota; Metazoa; Cnidaria; Anthozoa; Scleractinia; Poritidae
Source: the annotation of a GenBank genome assembly
AUGUCGGGGAUCAUUCUUUUUCUUUCAGUUUCCUGUUUCUCAACACUAACAAAUGGUAAUUACACAAGUCAUGUUAUCAGUGAAGCUGUAGUGCAUUGAUACAGGGCUUGCACACAAGUUCUGACUGUUGUAAUGUUUGAAUUUAGAGGAAAAUUAUGAGAAUAUCAAAAAGUUUCAUAAUUUCGUAAUGUAUUGCGAUGAAUUGUUAUCUGUAAGAUCAAUACCGAUACCCGGGGGAUGGCCGCUUCACAAGGUUUAACUGUACUCUGUAUGUUUAAAUUGCAGGUCAACAGCAAUCAGAUCUACCAAAAAUUUCUAAUUUUCUAACAAAGGAUUUAGUAGCUCCUGAAGAUGUCAAGUUUGAAAGAGCAAAUGCCUUGAAAUUGCCGUGUGGUGCUAGCGGAAAUAACUUACAAUGGACUUGGAAGCACAACGACACAGCAAUUUCUACCUCAGAUACUAAGUUCACCGUUGAUGCCAAUGGAACCUUAUAUGGAAGUUACCUAGAAAGUGCGCAUAAUGGGCACUACCAAUGUUUUGUAAGAGACACUGUUACGGGCAUUGCGACGUUCAGCAGAAAAAUAAAAGUCGCUGUUACAGGUAAGGGCACUUUCAAAAUCUGAAAACAUUUCCAAGUCGUCUGUUUUUCUUACUUGCAAACAGCUCCUGUUAAACUUUUUCCGAGGCGAACUCACUUUCUUAAUCCGAAAUAAUCUCGCAAACAUUUUCAAAACCGCGCCAUUUUGGACAAAACUUAGAGAACACUCAGGUUUCCCGUGACAUCAACCGUGCGUAUGUACACUAACAGAUCUUGGGCAACGACCAAUCACAGCGCGCGUAGCAUUUAUCGACCAUAGCUCUCGACCAAUCAGCGAGCGAGAAAUCGUUGUACCACUGACAAAAAAUUGGCUAGGUUGACUUUGUUCAAUUGCCGAACCCAUUUAAAAUCAAUCAAACGAGUGAAAUUCAUUAGGUUUCAUUACCGAAUGUUUAAUUUGUUGAGCUGGUUAACAGUGUUCGAUCUUAACGGUAGUCUUUAAGCCAGUGGUGAACUUACGCAUAAGCACGACAGGGAAAAAUGACGGCAAACCUUGUGUGACAAGCGUGACAGUAAGUUUACUUUAUCGCAUGAAUAAUGCAACAUUGUGAAUUCGAAGUGAUGACGAUAAUCAAAAUGGUUCCAAGAAUUACCAACUAAGGAGGUAGGAUUUCACUAAGGCUCAGCAGAUCCGAUCACGGAUCAAACGUGGCUUACAUUUUGUAAGCACAGCCCCUUACGUAAACAACAGUAAAAGGAAGGCAAAAUACUGACAAAGCAAGAAAGCAACAAUCAAAACAACAACAACAAAAGCAAAACAAAAUAAAGACAAAGUAAUACGGUUAGCCCCGCGUGCUUUGCAACAUUUUUCAUCAUGCUUGCCUGAAGCAAUUUUAAGUAAAAUAAGAUGGUCUCAAUAAGGUUAACCGUCAGCCGUCAAAACGCAUAAAACGUAAACGUCAACCGUCAAAAUUGGAAAAAAAUUAACCGUCAACCGCAAAGCUACCAGUCCGGGCAAAGCUACCACCCCAUUAAGACCCUCAAACUAAUGGUGGAUGGUGGAGAUGCUUGGUGAGGGGGCGGGGAGGGGAGUUAAGGAGCUUUACUAAGCACAGCCCUGACAAAUUUAUAAUAUUCUUGUUUCCUUUAUACAGUUGUAGGGAAAUUUAACGAUCUGGAAACUAAACAGGUGGUGCAGAGUGUUGACCUUGGGGAGGAAUUUAGUUAUGCGUGUCCUCAGCACUCUCCCAGUUAUGGCGUCAGCUAUUCCUGGAUGGGGAAAAGCACUAAUCAAAAAAUACAGUUCAAGGGGAAUGAACGACGAGCCAUCACACAGACAGGUCAUCUAUUCAUAAUGUUUGUGACUGAGGACGAUCUCAAAGAGUUGGAGGGAUAUCAAAAUCAAGGAAUCCAUUGUGAGAUUUCUGCAGCUAAAAGAUUUGAAACUUCUAGUCUUUUAAAGUUAACAAAGAAAAAUCAAGGUGAAUUCUUUGUUUUCCCUUAACAGUGAAGUAAGUCUACAGGACUUGUAGCUAGUAAUGUGUGUCGCCUUUCUUUAGAGCCUGUACUAACUCUCCGUCUGAUUUCGGUGGCUUCGGUAUGGUGUCCAUACUGCUUUCAGUCUCUAGGCCUCAUUACAGUAGUGUCUCUCUUAACGGACACCUCUAUAAAACGGACACUCACAGUAAGUCUCUGGCUUUCUAUUCUUCCUUUAUUUGUCUCUGAAUAAGACGGACACCUCUCUGAGAAGGACACUAACAGUGCUAGUGCCGGUCCCUUUGCGUUUAGGGUCGCGUGGUUCGAGCGAGUUUUCCCGACCGUUCGUCUCGCUUAUCUCACCGGAAUGCAUGAACAGGGAGAAGGCCUAGAAAGACACCGUAAAGAGACAAGGCAAAGAUGUGGUCAAAACGUAAUAACGGGCACAAAAUGUAAUUCAAUCCCAGUGGAGGAUCCAGGGGAGGGCCCCCCUAUUUUUAGACAAAACUGAAGCCCGAAGGGCCGAAAAAAAUUUCUUUGACCUCCCCCCUUCUUAUCUUAGGGUCUAGAUGACCGCCCCCCCUCCCCCGCCACCUAUCUGGAGGGCGGAAUCCCCCACUGAAUCCCGUCGGGUUUUCGUGCCGACACUAAAAGCUAUCCACAGAAAGCACGCUGAAAUCACAGUUCUUAUGAAUAGUGUGAAUAAAGCCUAAGCAAGGCCUGGUUAGAUCAAUUGGGAGAGCGCCGGUCUGCUGAACGGGAAGUCGAGGGUUCAAACCCCAGCCGGACCAACACUCAGGGUCUUUAAAUAACUGGGAAGAAAGUGCUGCCUUUGUAAUGACAUCUGCAAAUGUUUAGAUUUUCUAGUCUUCUCGGAUAAGGACAAAAAACCGUAGUCCCGUCUCACUGCACUUUCACUGAUUUGUUCUUGUGGGACGUAAAAGAACCCUCAUCACUAUUCGAAAAGAGUAGGGGUCUUCGACCCCGGUGGUGUGGCCAACCUUUACGGAUUGUGGUAUUGGGUAGGGAUGGCACUUUGCAUGGGACCUGAGUCUCGUUCGUGCACAUUCCCUCUGGGCAGGCCUGUGUCCAGACAAGCUGGUAAAUGAAAUGUUUUACACAGUAUUGUGUAUUUUGUCUUAGAUCAAACAGAUCCAAAGACACUAAGAGAGCCUUCUUGGAAGUCGGAAUUUAUGUCUGCUACUCAAGAAGAGGCUUUGGAGGGAAAAAAUAAAACUUUCUAUUGUCUUGCAGCCGGAAGGUAAGUUGGAACAUGAGUUCAAUGGACAAAUAACGAUAACGAUUAUAAUAAUGAUAAGAUGACGAUGAUGACAAUGACGAUGGCGAUAAUAGUAAUAAUAAUAAUAAUAAUAAUAAUAAUAAUAAUAAUAAUAAUUAGUAAUAACCAAAGGUUCGGGAGUGCGGGCGACUAAAAUGGAAGGUCAAAACGCUUUCAAUCCAAACGCUGUGCUUUGCGUAAGUUACAACUGAGUGUAUUAAUUGUGAUAGCUAGCUGCUAGCUCGCUUAAAGAAAUUGUUUAGCCCGGCGUUCAGCCAUUGAGAUUUAUUGUUUGUUAAAUAAUUUUCUUGAACCGUUCAGUAGUUCAUGGCAUCCGUUUUGAACGGCUUGCCUUCCCAUUUUUAAUCCUCUUUAGAACUGUGCGCUCGGCUUUUUGAACGACUAGCGGUAAAGAACGUUUUCAUCGCUCUAUGUAAUGGAAUGUUGUUACCUUGGUAGGAAAAAAAUAACGAUAAAAAUACACUUCUUGGUGAGCACUUGCUAUUUAUUGUUUUACUGACAACUUCUGGCUGCUAUUUUUUUACUUCCAGACCUGAACCAAAAAUAACCUGGAAAAUUAACAGAGAUGGAAAAUGGGAAACCCUUGUGAAUGGAAAGGACAAUUUUGAGAUCGCCGAUGCUUUCCAUGGAAGAUUGCUUAACAUUAUAUCUGUAAAACACAAAAUACAUCAAACCAAAUACCGCUGUGAAGCAGAAAAUUCUAAGAAUGUUGGAAAUCCGAAAGUCUAUGAUAUACAACUUAGAGUGAAAGGUAAAUGGCCUUAGGGCGCUUCCAUUCACCCCUUUAAAUGAUCGAAUUAUCGCAAGACGUCCUGGAUUCUUGAUUCCAGGUACUGGAUUCGGAAUUCUUUAUCAGAGAAACUUGGUUUCUGGAUUCCAAUCUUUAGUGGGAUUCAGGUUUCUUUGAGCUGAAUUCAGGGUUCCAAAGCACAGGAUUCCGGAUUCCGCAAGCAAACUUUCCAAGAUUCCGGAUUCCACAAGCAAAAAUUUCCCUUAUUCCAGAAUCCCGCUUCCCUCACACUGGGCGAUACUUACGUGCAUGGAUUAGGUAUAGACGGAGUUGAAGAGGUAAUUGUAAAUAGAGGCAUUUCCGUCUAAGAGGACACUUUAAGUCUUGGAAGAAGGGUUUUUAUUAAAUCAUUUUUGUCACAAUUAUUAACCGAUCAUAUUGAUUUUGUUCUCAGUUGCUCCAAAGUGGACAGCAGAGCCUCCUCCAGAACUUUUAAUUGAUGUUACUGGCAGUGGCAGUUUAACGUGUGAUGUAUUUGCAGAUCCUUCGCCAUCUUUUAUGUGGUACAAAAAUGGGACGAAACUCACAACAUCAAAGUAAUGUUUCUUUCUUUUUCUCUCACUAUACACUUCGCGCUUGGUAAACUUAGGGGGGGGGGGGACAUUCGAUCUUUUUAACGCUUAUGUUUCGGAAUAAACAUUUUCGCGUUUCUACUCUGGAUUGAACAAAAACAAAAAAUAAAAACAAUACAAAACAAAAGCGCGACACUUAAUUUUUUUCACGAGAUUAUCAGAAUACAUAGAAUAAAAUGGUGAAAUUUAAAGCUACAUGAAACCUUCUACAAAUUUAAGAGUAGUUGUAAACCGUGCACUGGAAGGUUAUGACUGUAGGAAAAAAGAUAUUUUUCUUCAUAAAAUUUUGCAAUAAAUACUCUCUGCUUUUGCAUGAACACAACACAUUGUAGCGAAAUACAAGUUUAAAGAAACUGAUCGUUAAAAGAAAAAGGAAAAUACAGAAUUAUUUAACAGCAGAUGGUCGAGUUAAACUCUGUUUAGCUAACUGUUGCCUGGUUUCACUGAAAUCCUCAUGGGAGGAAUGCAUAUUCCCAAGAGCAUUGUAUUUAAAAACAUUAACAUGUGCAUAAAUUUGGGGGGGGGGGGGGGGGAUGAGGACCGCGGGUUGCAGACAGGUUGUAUUAUGGGAAUUCGAAAAUAGUCAGUUGCGGGUUGAGUUAUGUCCAGUCACUAAUCAAGUUGCAUUCUAUAGUGCACAUGUGAGACCGAAUGGCAACAAGCUGGAUUUUCAGAAUGUGAGGUAUCAACAAGAAAGCGGAGUUUAUCAGUGUGUGGCUGAGAAUCCACAUGGAAUGAUCGUGUCCUAUACAGUUGUAAAAGUUCGAGGUAAGGACUUGGAAAAUUACAUUUAUACAAUUGAACCUUCAUUCCCCUAUUACAAAAGUGGACUUGAAAUGAAUCAAUUUUUGAUAAAAGAGCUUGCCAUUUUCACUGUGAAAAUUUUAUAAAUAAUUCAAUGUUGUUUUGGUCAACACCAUGCAUACAAUCCUAGUGUUACCUAAGACAACAUUAGGAAGAGGGGAGCAGAAAGACUGCCCUCUACUUCGCAACACUGUAUAUUUUAGACAGGAGUACUGGAAGGUAGACGUUUUUUAAUCUUUCUUAAUCAGUUUUGUCCGAAGUUGCAUUGACUAUGGCAAGAGAGUGAUUGUCACCUCAUAUCAGCGAGCAUGACAACAGCAAAAACACACUUUUGUUAUUAAAUCUACUCUGAGUUACUAGAAGUUUUGUCUCUUAGUGCAAUCGAAUUUGGACACACAUUAAAUACGAUCAUUUUACAUACGUUGAUAUUAGCCAAUCAGUGACCCACUUGCCCUUCACAGUACGCGCGAACUGAAAAUAGAUCUCAAAUACUUAUCCUGAGGCACAGAGAUUCGCUCUGACUCAACUCAUUCUCUCUAGCUUCGCUGAUAUACAAAACAAACUAGGAUACGUCACCGGACCAGCUUUUAUAACACGUCAAUUCUUCUUACGUGCGCGUUUGGGGAUAAUACCUUACACAAGAAACUUUUCUCUUUGCAGCAACGGCACCAUCUUUUGAGACCGGAUUUGGUCCAUUCUACUUGUUUAAAGGCACUGAGGGAAGGCUGACGUGUAAUCCGAAAGCAGCUCCACGGCCAAGUGAAUAUAAAUGGUAUAAAGGAACCACUCUACUGACGUCAUCACCACCUUACAGAAUAGAGCAUGGGGAAUUAAGCACAUUGAUAAUUGACAAAGUUGACGAGAAUCGAGACAAGGGACUUUACACAUGUUAUGCAAAGAAUUCGUUGGGUCACGCCGAAGCAACAGCAAGUGCUACAGUUUUUAGUGAGAAUCACAUUUGUCCCUUAUAUUAGCUAAAGCAAGACUUUAGUCCUAGUAGCCAGCCAAAUUCGAAUAUGACUUUCAAAUUUCCAGUCAUUUGUGUCUUAAAAACUCUCAUUCUUUCCUAUGGAAAAAAAUUAAUAGAAGUAAUGUCUGGGUUCCAAUGUAUUACUGCAAUAUUAUACUUCAGUUAUAAUUAUAACCAUUUUGGUUUUUCAGACAGGACAAUAAUUACUGUGCGUCCACAAGAUAAAAAGGUUGAUGAAGGAACUCGUGUUGAUCUGAGAUGUGAGGCAAAGGCUGACUCGCAUCUUGAGUUGAGGUACAAAUGGAAAAGAGAUGAUGCCGUCGUAACUUACAACAACAAAAUUCAGUGGUUUGAAGGAGCUAAGGUUCUAACAAUUGCCAGCAUUACAGUUUAUGAAGCUGGUAAUUAUACUUGUGUGGCCUAUACUCCUGAUCCAAAAAGAUCUGAAGACCAAGCAUCUGCAACUAUUGAUAUCAAAGGUACUAACACAGUCUGUCUAGGGGUAUACGUGUUCUCUCAGAUUCUCUAGAAUGAACGAAAAUUGGUCUCGUUAUGAAUCUUUUUGGUGGCGUUAACUGCAGGGAGACUGGGUACCAGCUUUCGGUACAACAGUUUCUGAGAUAGAGAAGAGAAGUGUGACGUCUCUAAAUUCAAGUUUGUGAAAUUAUGGGAUUAGUUAACAUAUUCAGAAAGAACAAGAUAAAAAAAUGUCCCUUUACCAAAAAUCGAUCUCGUAGUAGAAAUUUGUGUAGAGAUAUUAGCACCGGUUUGCUCUGAUGACUCCAUACAAAUCCUUCUAAAAAUGGCUUGGAUCAUAAAGUUAACGAUUCAGGCCUAUUUCCGGAGGAUUUAGAUGGAAUCAUCGGAGCAAUAACGUUGCUUAUAUCUCCUCACUAAUUUGCAGCGACGUGCUGAUGUUUGGCACCUGAACAUUUUUCAUCUUUUUUUUUUACUAAAUAUGUCAACCAAUCCAAAUUUAGUUUUUGUGACGCCAUCACUUUUCUCCUCUUUUGUUUGCAUCGAAGAGCGUAAGCUAUGAUUAUUCGCUGGAAUUAUCUUUUUUUGUUAUUUUGUUUGUUCUUUCCCUUUAUAUUAUUGGCACUCUGGGUUAGUCCCCGUGACUAUCUUCCCCAGUGAAGUUUUAGUACAUCAUGUUGAUUCGUAAGUUUGGCGGAGAAAAAGAGGCUUUCAUUACACUAACCAUUUUACUGUUUAAAUCUGAUUUUUGUAGGUGUUCCUAAUCCGCCAACAAAUCUUACCAUAACAAAUUGCUUUAAACGCACUACAACGCUUUCCUGGGUUACUGGAGCACCUAACAAUGCUUCCAUCACACAGUUUAUUAUUGAGCAGGAAUCUACGUAUGAGCCCAACGUGUUUUAUAACAUUCAAACCGUCACAAACCCUAAUGCGACGUCUUUUACCUUUAAUCUGACCGGAUGGGCGACCCUUCGUUUCCGUAUGAGAGCUGUCAACCGCUUUGGACCCAGCCGUGGAAGUGCAGCCACCACUGAAGUUUGUCAAACGGAUGUUGGACGUGAGUGUAUUUUUGGCUUGUCAGUUUCACUUUACAAACUCUGAGACGAUCAAUGCUGUUUUUCUUGGGCAAAGGAGUUGUCAUAUGCUACAUUGAUUCCGAUAUUGUUGAAUGAAAAAAUUGCUAUAAGUAUCAGGAGGCUAAGCGUUGCUUAACUGUAAUAUAUCGAACAUGAGACGCAGUUUUUUAUCACCAGAUGAAUCACCGAGAAGAGAGUUGAAAAUACGACGCGAAGCGGAGUAUUUUUUGACGAACUUCGAUGUGUUUUAUCUGGUGAUGAAACACUGUGUCGAAUUAUUUAUAUUACUUCCCAAACAAAAUGAUUUUAGAAGGAGAAACUAAGGAUGCAAAAAUGAGCAGUUUUUCCUCUGAUUUCCAAACACUCACCAAACUUUCAUGGUAUUUUCUUUAUUAUUAAUGAGUUUGAGAAGGUGCGGUAAAAGUAGGUAUUUCAAGAUAAUGCGACAGAUGUCAAUUGUAAAGUGAAGUCGCGUUCAAACUCAGUUUUUCAAAUGUGGGUGAUAACCCAGUCUUCGUAAUCGGGUCCUGUUCUUAACCAAGGUCGCAAAGAGAAGGAAAAAUUUAUCGUCGCAUGUUGCGACCUCAGUUAAACGUUGAGCUAUUUCUUGAUACUGAUUUCCAUAGGAAGCUAUAUAACACAUUAUUGGAACAGAAAUGACUUUAAAUGUAUGUACUUUCAACAGCUCCAGAUAAAUAUCCAGACAAUUUCCGUGGAAAUCCAAAGAGAGCCGAGGAGCUUGAUAUUGUUUGGACCGUAAGUGCACUUUAGCCCUAUGCAAACGGACGCAACAUUAUUGUUGGCCAUCUCCCAACAUUGUUGGAUGUUACAUGUUACGUCCGUUUGCACACCCUGUUGCAUUUUGUUGGGAAUUGUGGCGGAAAGUUUGAGACCGUCAGGUGAUUUAGGUGAUUUAGUCGAGCGCUACUACUUUUACUUACCGUUCGAAACAAAAUUAAAAAAAAAAAUGAAACUAACAGUAACUCACAAAGGAAAAGCCAUUUCUUCGGUAGUUUAUGGUCCAAGACAUCUAUCUUGUGAAAUUUCGUCUGUGGUUUGUUUCAUAACGUUUUGACAGGGAGUGUUUUAGUUUUGCAAAAAAAAAAGCAUUCCCACAGGGAGGUUUAUAGGCGACGGGUAUUAAUAUUGAAUUUAACUGUCUUCUUAUUUUUAAUUCUUCGUAGGCAAUGCCUAAAGUGGAUUGGAAUGCUCCCGGCCUUUACUACUUGCUCAAGUACAGAGAGGUGCCGGAUGGUCCAUUUGGAGACCCGGAGAGAAUCACUGAUCCCACUGUGGACGUUUUUGCGAUACCAAAUCCCGGUUAUUAUAAGCUGUGGGAAUUUCAGAUUCAAGCUUGGAACAAGGAAGGUAUGGGGCCUUGGAGUCCUAAAGUACAAUCACGUUCGGGUCAAGACCCGCCCGAAGGAAAGCCUGGAGAUGUACAACCUGGAGCUGCGACGGCACGCACUGUUGUGUUGUCAUGGCAACCUGUUAAUGUUACUCGAGGAAGUUUGGAUGGUUAUAAGGUGAGAGCAGCCUUGUUCCCAUUCCCUCUAUUUUUCUCUUUACCCGGAGAUAGAUGGAGAGAGGAGAGAGAGCUUUAGUGUGAUAUGGUCUUUUAAUCAGCUACAAUUGGAUUUAAGGGGUUGUUACGGCAUCCUGUGAUUUUUUUAGUAUAAACUGGCUUAGAAGUUGGCUUUAUUGACGUUCCUAUUUCUUGAUUGGUAAGAUUUUGUUAUCGAUCGUUUAGCCCUGAUGCACUAACAUCGUUCAAGUCAGAUAAAGACAUCGAUCGAGUCACAUCUAAGAAUUGACGCCAAAAAUAUUUGUUUACAGUGGCGCAUUUGCAUUUGCAGAUUUACUACUGGGGUAAGAGUCGCCUGAGUGCAAGACGUCGUCGAGAAAUACCUGGUUAUGCGUCGUUUGUCAAUGUCCGAGGAGGAAGCACUGAUAGGCACAAUGUAACAGAACUUACGCCUUACACUGACUACAUCUUCGCAAUAACGGCUUACAACAGUGGCGGCGAAGGACCUGCCAGUAACGAAGCCUUUGCAGCGACUGAAGAAGACGGUAAGUAUUUUUAAGGAGUUCACAGUUACCUCUAUCUUAACAAAGAUUUCUAAAUCUAAAUCUAAAUCUAAAUAUCGUUAUGUCGGCAAAAUCGUUUGGGACAUCACGCCAACUCUAAGAUAAUAAUAAAUAAAACUAUACUAGAAUAUACAAAACUAUUCAAAACUAUUAAAAAACUAUUAAAAACUAUUAAAAAACUACUGAUAAAAAGAAAACUAAAUUAGUUUGCUUUUAAAAAUACAGAGGGAUUGGCUGGAAACAGUUUCUUCUGGAAGUUUGUUCCAUUCAGUUAUUGUCCUGGGAAAAAAAGAAAAUCUAAAAAUAUCUUUAUGUCCUUUCGGUACAAUAAAUUUAAAAUCAUGGCUUCCCCGGGUUCUCCUUUCUUUGCUUGUUAUCAAAUAAUCCCCCCAGUCCCCAUCUAGGAGGCCGUGGCACAUCUUGUAUAUAGUGGAGAGCCUUGCGUGUCUUCUCAUUGUUUCAAGUGUGUCCCACUGUAGGUCUUGCAGCAUUUCCGUCACGCUCGUUGUUCGAUCGUAAUUUCCAGUGACAAAGCGGGCUGCUUUCCGCUGUAACCUUUCUAGAGCGGCUUUAUCUUUCUGGUAAUGUGGGUCCCAUGCGCUACAGGCAUAUUUCCCAAUGAUCCCAAGAGCAAUGACGACGUGGCGUGGGUUUUAACCAUGGUGGGUCUACCAAAGCCGGAUUGGUCAGUCGAGGGUGAGAGGUCAAACUCAGACCGCGUCUACACUUAUCCGGAUAUUUUUGAGUCCACAAAUUUUUCUUUGCGGAUUCAUUUCCACGUCGACACGCUGUAGCGUAUUCAAAUCGAGUUUGGCCGUCCGCACGUAUCCGGAUUCACUCUCAGUUCGUCAGCUAAUUUGUAAAGCGGUAUUCAGCUCCCACGAACCAAUGAACUGUUGCGCUAGUUUCGCUGACAAAAUUGUUCCACUUGAGUUCGCUCGACUCGUUUAACUUGAAUGUUCAGUUAUGGCGUCCAAUUCGUCGGUCCGACCGCCGCGCCAAAGAAAGAAGCCUUAGAAUGUCGAGCCGUCGUUUGGCAUAAUUGAAGUGUGCAGCAAUCAUAGCUAGGUUUAACUGCACACACGUUAUAAGACUUAAAACUGAAAUCCAAGAAGCAAAAGAGCGAUAACAUUACGCACGGCACCAUCUUAAAUAUUCACGGUAAAGGGCUCGAGAUCUUGUUACGUCACCGGAAAAAAAAAUCCAGAUUUAGCAUCUACACUAUUUUGGAUUCAUAGCGUAUUCAAAAAUUUCCACUUUGGGGAGCGGAUUCAAAAAGUUGCGGAUUCGCAUGCCUAAUUAACCGGAUACCUGUUGACGGAAGCCGUAUCAGCAAAGAAAACGUUGCGAAUAAAAAAAAUAUCCGGAUCGGCUUGGCCUUUGGACAACGCAGGGCAUUCUCUAGACUGGGCUUGGCCUCGUCACUGCCAAGUACGUAAAAAGCAAAUAAAUUUCACCUAGAAUGAUGUCCCUCAUGUUCCCCUAUUGGGAAGAGGGAAAUCAUGAUGGUCAUAAAAAAGGACGUUCAGUAGUACACCUCGGUGAUAGAUCCUUCCAAGAUGUACGACUGUACGUCCUUUUUCUUGGCCAUCAAAAGCUCAGCCUGGAAUGCCCAGGGGCUGUUUUUAGUCCUCUCACCCUCCACCAAUACGGCUUUGUUAGACCUACCAAAGGCAAAACUUGGCAUCACCCUUUAACUGACAAAUUCAGUUGGGAAGGUGGAAGCCGCUACAAAUACUACCAACAAAGCAUUUUAUUUCUUGGCAUCGAUCUUGAUGGUAAGAAGUCAAAAUUGACCCAAACUGUUUGUGGAUAUAUUUUCCUUGAAGCUACCAUGCAUUCGGUACCAAAAAAACCCAAAUUCCAAUAUUUGAGGAUUUUUUAAAAAAUAAAAACUUGACAAAAAUAUGUUUCAAAAUGGUUUCCUAUAAAGUUUAUCAUCGCAUGAAUUGAUCCAGUGUCACAAAAGGUUUGUUUUGAGACCAAGAAAGCAGAAUAAACAGCGUUAGAACUAUGAAGAAAAAGGCUAAAACCAUUGACCGUUCGAUACAAAAUCUCCAUAUGUUUCUUUGCAAAAUGACAACUUUGCUUCGAGUUACCUUUCAAGCUUGUAAAUCUAGCACCGUUCCUCGACAGCACUACAUACUUAAAAGUUCUAGCUACUGUUUGAACAUUCAGCCUCAUAGUUCGUUGCAGAACUCAUCGAAAAAAACGGCCACUCCCGAGAAAAAUCCCCCAAAAUAUAACCAAAGCUGGAAGACCUCCGUAUUCCGUCGCCAUUACUGAGUUCUCGUGCCGCUAAAGUCCAUAAAAUAUCGUAAAUUUGAUCAAAAUUGAUCAAAUAAACAGCAAAUUGUCGCCCGUGUUGUUCCCUUUUUGGGUGGAGUCACCACAGGCCAACCAAGACUAAUAGAAAUGCCUGCUGACCAUUUUUCUGCAGACCCCUUCCCGAUCCUAUUCGUCCGAUUAAGCAAUCACAACCACGGCAAUGCAACAAGGCUCGGGCAAAAGUACGCCCAUUUAUGAGUUAAAAGGGUGAUUAAAAUCAAUUUUCUUCCAAAAAUAUCACGACAUAAUCAAGAGAAAAGGCUAAAUGAUCACCAAAGGAAACAUUCUUUGACAUUUUAUAUAAUUCUCUCCACUAAUUUUUAAGGAAAUGUACUGAGGUUAGUGUGGAGAAUUUUUACGUGGGUUUAAAUGGUUAAGUUGCCAUGAACUUCAUCUCAUUUUAGUUCCUGGACCACCAUCAGCAGGCAACGUCUAUGCCUUUGCAAAAUACAUCCUGGUCACAUGGAAAGCCCCUGUGGAACCUAACGGCGUGAUUACAAAAUACCGAGUGGGCUCGGCGCAGUACGAAGGUUCGCAGCCGAGCGACGAUCUUCAGGUAUCCUGGCAGGAACUAGGGCCAGGCGUUUUUAGAAAGCUUCUUGAGAAAACAACGCCGGAGAGAAAUUAUGUUGUAGCAAUACAAGCAGAGACAAGCAAAGGUUGGGGAGAACAACUCAGAAAGACAACACGAACUGUAAAAUAUGCUCGUAAGUAUAACUUAAAUAAGUUAGUUAAUAUAGCUUUAAAUUCAACUCUCGCCUUGCGGACUUUUCAUCGUUUCUAACCCGCUUAUACAGCCGCCUCUGUUCGCUCCUCUCCGCUAGGAGCGAGAAUAAAUGGCUGUACUUGCAGACUACGCUUCUACGGACACCUUGAUAAUACGGAAAGGAGCUAAUAAGAUCUCCGGCGAAACCUGAAUUGCAAAAUUCAGCAUGGCUUACAUUCUACCAUUACCAUUAAUACUCAAUGGCCAGUAACGUACGCAUGCGCACAGUCAUAUCCACCAGGUAGUGGCAGUUAUGUAAACUAAUGAUGGUUUUUAUCUUUCUGUCAGCUCCCGCCAAACCAGAAAGACCCACUGUUGAGGGAACCGGCGUGGAUGAAGUGAAAGUUACUUACAACUUUGGCCUUGGUGGAGGCUAUACCCACGAGUUCUUGGUCAUGUACCGAAAGAAAUGUAAGCAUACUUGAAAAUGUUUUAAUAAUUCACAAAAACUACGACAACAACGGCAGGAGAAAUUAAAAGUAAGCCGGAUAGAAAGAGUGGAUGAUUGAAAAUUUAAAAAGACUACUGUUUAUGAAACAGAAACGUAAUAUCAAGUAAUAUCAAGUUCCUAUUUUAGGAAAAGCUGAAGAGUAUGUUUAGAAUGCGAAAAAUGAUAUCAGUGUGGUACCUCUACUGAUUUGCACAUACCAAUGUAAAAAAGGCCUUGCCCCUCUCUUAAUAAUCCUUUUAAGGUAAAGCUUGAACAUCUUCCAGGGUCCCAUUAUUUUGGAUGGCCCUGCCUUUUGAAGCCUCAGUCCUCCCCCAAACUCUUCCUGUUCGUAUGGUGUUCCCCUCAGAGAACCGAACCAAAUUUUGGAUUGAUCGAGAGGGGAUGAGGCAACUUUCAGAGGUUAGCGUAUGCUGAAGAAAAAUGGCACGAGGAAGACUCGGACGAGAAAAGGUAACGGACACAAGUAAUGAAACUUCCCCUCGGCUCACUAAUUUAAAUAUAUUUUUUUAUUUAUUUCGUAGUGCAAGGAGAAGCCUUCCAGAACACCAGCUGGAUUAAUCAUUUUGAGAAGCAGAACAUCAAGAUUGGAGGCUUAAAUAACGAGCUUUACGAGUUUAAAACUGUUGGCAGAAAUGAUUAUCCAGACGACGAUGACGAUAAUUCAAGAUCAGAGAGCCCCGCCAGUGACGUCACGGACGGACGGCCUCUCCCACCUAUAACCAGUAAGUAUUCGGGGGAGGAAAUUUAGCCGAUUCCCUCUUUGAGUGUUACUUCACUGAAGUGAUCCCACUUAAUAACUUUUGAUGCCUUUCGCGAUCCCCCCCUCCCCCUGCCUUCAUUUUCCAAGCAAAUUUGAGUUGACACCGCUCUGAAUCCUUCCAAAGCUUUCAACGAUCCCCCCUUUAGGGUUCUCAAUUACGACUGAUCCCCCCUUUUGUUCUCCCACAAAUCAAGUGAUUCCCCCUAAAAUCCUCCCCCCGCCCCAGGCGAUAAAUAAUGACCGGUCCCUAAUUUGCAUUUUAAGCUUUCAUAUCGAUUUCAAAUUUCGCACUGACCCAGGGUUAUCUUAACCCACCUUUGAACAACCCGGUCCUAUAUAAUACUUUUACCAAUGCCUUUCAGGUAGCCAGCCUUUAACAAAUCCGAUACACAAGAGUGCUUGGUUCAUCACCUUGCUGAUUAUUAUCGCUGUUGUGCUGGUUGUGCUGUUGAUUUUUGUACACUACAGUCGGCAUCAAGGUGCUAAAUAUCUUGGUAAGUUCAAAUGAGAUCUUGAUCUUCUAAAAGACAUUCAGUGUAAAUAGUUUCCCGAUGUAAAUGAAUACAAGGCAGUCUUGGAUUCUGGAUUCCACGCUGUGGAUUCCGGAUUCCAGGUACUGGAUUCCAGUCUUUGUCAGUGGAACUUUGAUUCUGGAUUCCAUACGUUACUGGGAUUCCAGAUUCCAUAAGCAAAGAUAUCCCAGAUUGCGGAUUCCACAGGCAAAAAUUUUCCGGAUUCCGGAAUCCCUAACUUAAGAUGAAGAAUGGUUCUGUCUAUCAUCGCAUUCUGACGUGUCCCUAUUACAACAACGGUAUUGUGCAUCCUUGCAAAUCAUUAGAGAAUUUUAACAUGACGUCAUGUUCGCCAUAUUGGUGUACGAAAACAACCAAACGGUAAUCAUGUUGGUGCUCCAAGCCAAUCCUUUGGGUAUUGAACAUUUUUCAUGUGAAAACGUUCUUUUGUUGCAAUAAAUUUGCAUAGAUGCUGACCACAGUGAAAAGAGGGUCCUCAAUAGGUUUCUUGGGAUCCGGGAUUUUUUUUAUUUGAAGCACGGGAUCCGGGAUUUCCCUUAUUUGAAGCUCGGGAUCCGGGAUUUCUCUUAUUUGAAGCUCGGGAUUCGGUAUUUCAAAACGAAAUCAUGGCUAGAUUCGGGGUUGAAAGUAUGCGCAGAAGGUGGGAUGCCAAAAAUAACCCUCGGGAUCACGGAAUUGCACAAAGUUUUAGGUUGGGAUUACGGGAUUGAAGAACCCUUUUAGGGACCCUUUGAAAAUGUUCUAAAGAUAGGAUCUACGCUAGAACCGGUGCCCCGCCAGAAACCAAAAAUCUCCCUUAAGGUGUGGCCAAAAGAAUAAUGCGAAAACCCAGCAAUCCUCAUCUUACGCAGUGGCAGAUACAUAGCAUGGUAAUUUGCUUGUCUGUAGCGAGUGGUCUUUAAUCAAAGGCUUUUAUAGACUGCCAGCAGUCUCCUACUUUUCUUGAGUAACGUUAAAUCGCGCGCAUGCGCGAGGGGCCAGCUUCGAUGCAUAAUUUUACUUUAGUUUCGGCCAACCGCGAACGGCUCUGAGGAAAGCCGAUGACGACGCGCGAUGUAAGGCUUUAAUCAUGUUGACUGAUUUUCCGCUUAACAGUUGGCAAACGAGAGAAGGAGAGACCUCUAAUUGAACUCGAACCACCGUACGAUGAGGAAGAAGGCGCUUCUAUAAGCGAUGAACGGUAAGAAACCAUCAACCAUUAAUACGACUUUAUAGCACGUGGAAAUUGUCAUUUCUUGCAGAUGUCAGGGCUGUCAUUAAUGUUAAAUUGUUAUCCAAAGAAAAGAUUGCAAUCCUGGAUUCAAAAGAGGGCAAAAGAGUCAGAAGUUUUAUCACUGUCACCUUAGUGCUUUCCCCCCUAAAAUAAAGCUUAUUGGCCGUUUUCGCACGUGCUAGGGACGGAUUGUGGAUAAUCCAUCUGUCUGUCAAAAUUGACAAAUAAACAGAUGGAUUAACUAAGACAGAUAGUUCAUCCAAAAUUAAAACCAUUACAUUUUCAAAUUAAGACGCAUAUUAUGUAAGUCGCAAAUUACCCAACGGAAAAUCCGUCUCUAGUGUGAAUACGGCCAUUGUGUUGAGUUGUAAUCAGUGGUCGAAAUGUAAGGUGACAAUCUACGUGCUCUGCCUGCUUUGUGGCAGCCUGGAGUUUGGGGUACCCUCGGAUACCGUGAGGGGUAUGUCACGUCCAAGUGAUGUAGCGCGUUCCGUUUAAACUGCAGAUACCCAAAACCCUAUAUCAAAUUGAAGCUUAUCCAACUGGCUAUCCUAAUAAACCAACAAUGUGUUAAAAACUUGAAUGUUGAUUUUAGUUAAAGCAAUUUAGACACUGUAUAUUAAAGUUGAGAUCUAAUUACCCUAUAUGGUACGCUGCCAUGAAUUACUGGCCAAUAUUCCAUCUAGCGGGGUAAUAACUGUUAACAGGGAAGCCUCGAUGAGUCGAGUCCCUUCCGUGGGGGCUGAAGUGAAUGAAACCCCUGAGAAUCAGUUUUUGGUGUUGUAAAGAUCUAACAUAGAUUUUGCUCGCUUUUAGCCGGGUGGAAAACCCUCCACCAUACCAGAGCCAGAGUUCACUGCGGAGGAUCCCAGAAAACGACCGCGACAGUUUGGAUGAUUACGGCGAGGGACAUCAGUUUGACGAAGAUGGCUCCUUCAUUGAAGAGUACGUCGAAGGAAAGAAGAAUUCCCCGGAUGGAAAGGACUCAGCUUUGGCGACAUUUGUUUGA